CCAGGUUUGCAAUUUGGGCUGCAUCAGGUUGCACCUACGUGUCGCUCACAUGUGUCGGUUGUGCAUUUAGAAAAUUUAAUUUGUUUAUAUUAACAAUUUAUUUAUUAUACAUAUUCCAAGUAUUUAUUAAUUAAUAAUGAUUCUUUCAACAAAUGAGGGUAAUCCAAAUGCCCUUAAAUUAAUUAUUGGUGCAAAAUUAGGAGAUAAAAAUGUUAAUUUAAGUGUUGUUAAGACAAGUGACGAGUCAUUAGGACGAUUACCAGCAUUAAAACUACCAUGUGGUACAACAUUGUUUAGCUCUCGUGCUGCUUUAGAAUAUCUUUUUGAUAAUUCAAUAAAAGAUAAUUGUUCUGUUAACAAGUGGCUUGAAUGGGACUCAACCCAAUUGCAGCCAGCAUUAGUGUCUUAUGGAAGUUCUGGAUCUUUGGACACUUCGCAUAAGCCUAGAAUAUGGGCAUUGUUGAAAGACUUGAAUGCAACUUUAAAAAACAACAAAUACUUGAUCAACAAUGAUGAUUUGACAUCAGCUGAUGUAUCAAUUUGGACGAGUCUUUGGUCGACAAUUAUUUCAACACCAGUUGGAAAAGAAAUAACAAAAGAUUUUCCAAAUGUUGAUCGAUGGAUUACAGAUAUCGAGCAAUUACCAAUUGUUAAAAAAUCACUUGAUGAGUUUAAAAUUGAAAGAGGCAUCAAAGCUAUUUCCAGUAUCCAAGCUGUUUCUUGGUUUCCUAUGAAUUCCUAUACAGGAGGUCGUAAAACAAAUGCUCCAACAACGUCUUGUGUUACAAUGGAUAGUCCAACAGAAGUGAGUGAUUUAGAAAUCGAUAAUAUUAAAAAAAAUUGGAUAAAACCAUCUCAUCCAUCUAUUAAAGCUCCACAAUAUCCUGUACUACCAAAAAAAGGUGAACGUAAUAUUUUAGUAACAUCAGCAUUACCAUAUGUCAACAAUGUUCCACAUUUAGGAAAUAUUAUUGGUUGUGUUCUAUCAGCUGAUAUUUUUGCUCGAUACUGUCGUCAGCGUAGUUACAAUACACUUUACAUAAGUGGUACUGAUGAAUAUGGAACAGCAACUGAAGCAAAAGCACUUGAAGAAAAUUUAUCACCACAAGAAAUAUGUGAUAAAUAUUUUAGCAUUCACAAUGAUAUAUAUCGUUGGUUUGGCAUUGGUUUUGAUCAUUUUGGUCGUACAACAACACCAGAACAAACUGAAAUUGUACAAGAUUUAUUUUUACGUAUUAAAUCACAAGGUUAUAUUAUAACUGAAUCAGUUGAUCAAUUAUUAUGUGAAAAUUGUGAUCGUUUUUUGGCUGAUAGAUUUGUUGAGGGUACAUGUCCUGGUUGUAAAUAUGAAGAUGCACGUGGUGAUCAAUGUGAUGGUUGUGGUCAUUUAGUUAAUGCAACUGAAUUAAUAAAACCAAGAUGUAAAGUAUGUAGUAAAACACCAAUAAUAAAAGCAUCAACACAAUUUUUCAUUGAUUUACCAAAACUAGAGCCAAAGCUACGUGAAUGGGCAUCAAGUGUUGAAAGUGGCUGGUCAUCUGUUGCAAGAGCUGUUACUAAACCAUGGCUACGUGAUGGAUUAAAACAACGUUGUAUAACACGUGAUUUAAAAUGGGGAAUACCAGUACCACUUGAUGGUUAUCGUGAUAAAGUUUUUUAUGUAUGGUUUGAUGCACCACUUGGCUAUGUUAGUAUUACAAAAAGAUAUACAAAAGAUUAUGAAAAAUGGUGGAAACCAGAUGAUACAACUGAUGUUAAUCUUUAUCAAUUUAUGGCUAAAGAUAAUGUACCAUUUCAUGCAAUUAUGUUUCCUGCAACAUUAAUUGCUGCUAAUGAAAAACAUAUAUUAGUUAAAAAUAUUAUGGCAACAGAAUAUCUUAAUUAUGAAGAUACUAAAUUUUCAAAAUCACGUGGUACUGGUGUAUUUGGUACUGAUGCUAGAGAAACUGGUAUACCAGCUGAUGUUUGGAGAUUUUAUCUUGCUUAUAUUAGACCAGAAAGUCAAGAUUCAAAUUUCAAUUGGGUUGAUUUAGCAACUAAAAAUAACAGUGAAUUAUUAAAUAAUUUUGGUAAUUUUGUUAAUCGAUCACUUAUGUUUGCUGGUAAUAAUUUUAAUUCAACUGUACCAGAUAUGUAUUUACGUGAUGAAGAUAUUAAUGUUCUUGCUCUUGUACAACGUGAAUUAAAUGGAUAUUUACAAUCAUUGGAACAAGCUAAAUUACGUGAUGGUUUAAGACAUUUACUUGCCAUUUCAAAACAUGGAAAUCAAUAUAUGCAAUCACAACAACCAUGGGUCAAAGUUAAGGGUAAUGAUGAUGAUAAAAAAAUUGCCGGUACAAUUAUUGGUAUUUGUUGUAAUUUAAGUUGUCUAUUGGCUGCCCUACUUGGUCCAUUUAUGCCAAAUACAUCACGUCAAUUGAGAACUCAACUUGGUCUUGAUUCUUCAUUGUAUGGUUUUAUACCAGAAACUGUAUCAAUAUUAUUACCAGCUGGUCAUAAGCUUGGUAAAGCAUCACCAUUAUUUAAUAAAAUUGAAGAUUCAAAGAUUGAAGAAUUGAGAAAAAAAUAUGGUGGUAAACAAGAAAAUGGUAAUUCAUCAUCAUCAACACCAUCAAAAGCACCAAAAAUUGAUAAUGCCACUGAAUUAGAAGCUGCAAUAUCGAAACAAGGUCUAUUGGUUAGAGAGCUCAAGGCCAAACAAGACAAAACAGUUUGGCAACCACAAGUUCAAAUAUUAUUGCAAUUAAAAAAACAAUUAGCUGAUUUAGCUGCAUCAUCAUCAUCAUCAUCAUCAGCACCAUCGACACCAAAAGUUGAUAAUGUCAAUGAAUUAGAAGCUGCAAUUUUGAAACAAGGUCUAUUGGUUAGAGAACUCAAAGCCAAAGAGGACAAAACAGUUUGGCAACCACAAGUUCAAAUAUUAUUGGAGUUAAAAAAAAAAUUGGCUGAUUUAACUGAAUCAUCAACAAAAACAGUCAAUUCAUCAACAAUUGGAGAUAAAAAAAAUUCACCUACUCAAAAUGGUGUUGUUGAUAAAGCAGCCCUCGAAGAUAAAAUUGCCAAACAGGCACUUGUUGUUAGAGAACUCAAAGCAAAAGAAGACAAAAGUGUAUGGCAACCACAAGUUGAAAUUCUUUUAAAAUUAAAAAAAGAAUUGGCUGAUGCUGGUGGUGUGAUUCCAACAAAUCCAGCUGAUAAAAAGUCUAAAAAAAAGAAAUAAACA
Aphidius gifuensis is the source of this 3223-nucleotide messenger RNA. It is a transcript of the gene MetRS, whose product is annotated as methionine--tRNA ligase, cytoplasmic. The record is from RefSeq and is a predicted model, not a curated record. Gene Ontology annotation, molecular function: methionine-tRNA ligase activity; ATP binding. Gene Ontology annotation, cellular component: cytosol; aminoacyl-tRNA synthetase multienzyme complex. Lineage: Eukaryota; Metazoa; Arthropoda; Insecta; Hymenoptera; Braconidae. Gene Ontology annotation, biological process: methionyl-tRNA aminoacylation. Bases 137 to 3220 code for a protein of 1027 amino acids. The transcript has 7 exons.